Molecule: messenger RNA, 3324 nt
Organism: Oryzias melastigma (Indian medaka)
Lineage: Eukaryota; Metazoa; Chordata; Actinopteri; Beloniformes; Adrianichthyidae
Product: oocyte zinc finger protein XlCOF6-like
Exons: 2
Coding region: 346-1902 (518 amino acids)
Biological process (GO): regulation of transcription by RNA polymerase II
Molecular function (GO): RNA polymerase II cis-regulatory region sequence-specific DNA binding; DNA-binding transcription factor activity, RNA polymerase II-specific
Source: RefSeq, a predicted model, not a curated record
ACCCCUGUGCAGUGGACUAGUGGGGGAGGGACGGCUGAACCAAUCACAGAAAGACUGCUGCAGCUUUCCCUCCAAAAGGAACCAAUCAGAUGUUGUUGCUUGGAUUCCUUUGUCUGGAAGUUUCCAUGUGGAAGCUUCCAGAGUCUUUUCUGUUUGGUCUCCAGGCUGAGCAGAACUGACUCCUGCAGGAUCACAGGAACUUUCAGGGAAAUCUCAAAGCAGGAGAAAAGUUUCUGUUUGGAGCUUUUUUCUGUGAUUGUGAGACUAGCAGAUGAUCGGAGCUGCUGCUGUUCAGAGGACUUUGGUGUUUGUUGGAGCUGAAGAUCUUCUGCAGCUGCAGGAACCAUGUCUUCAUUUGAUCAGAAAGAUUCUGUCAGAGAACAACUUUCUGCUGCUGAAGAAACCAUUAUCCAGAACGGGACGGGGCUCUGUGGUCAGCGCAGACUGCUGGAUCUCAUCUUGAAAGUACAGAGUCAAAUCCACAUUACAGUCCUCCCCCAGCAUUGGGUGACUGAAGAGGAAUAUCUCUGCAACCAGCAGAGGAACUUAAGAGAGGAACAAGAGGAUCUAGAACCUCUACAGACUAAAGAGGAACUGAAGGAACCAGAACCUCCACAGAUGGAAAUAAAACAGGAGGAACCAGAACUUCCACAGAUUAAAGAGGAACAAGAGAAACCAGAACCUCCAUGGGUUAAAGAGGAGCAAGAACACAUUUCCAUCGGUCAGAAUGAACAGAAACUUGAUCUAAAGCAGGAGAUUGAUACCUUGAUGGAGAUUCCUUCUUAUGAGGAAAUCACUCACAGUGAAGCAGAUCUAAACAAACAGAAGAGAUUCAGUGUAACUGAGAGUCAGGAUGAAGAAGGAAACCAACAUGAAGAAUCAACAUCAACUACAGAUGAAGAGACAGACCCACAGAACAGAGAUCAGAAGAAGAAAAGAGACAGAAGUCAUGUCCAAAGUGUGGCCAGCUCUCACAUGUCAGAAAGUCAGUGUGGCUCUGAUGUUAGAAAAAAAUCCAAGAAGGAAACUUCAGCAGAGAAGCACAAACACUCUCCAAAAGAAAAGAGACUUUCCCCUGUUAAAUCUGGUAAAAGAAAAAUAAUUGCAAACAAUGUGUCUGCCCACAUAAGAGCUGACACUGAUGGAAGACCUCAUGUUUGUAAAGAAUGUGGUAAAAGUUUUAGUUACUUGUCCAAGUUCAAAAUUCACAUGAGAAGUCACACAAGAGAAAAGCCUUUUUGUUGUCAAGAAUGUAAGAAAGGUUUUAGUCUGAUGUCUAAUCUAAAAAAACACAUGAGAACUCAUACAGGAGAGAAGCCUUUUGUUUGUCAAGAAUGUGAUAAAGGUUUUAGUCGAAUAUGUAAUCUCCAAACACACAUAAGAACUCAUACAGGAGAGAAGCCUUUUUGUUGUCAAGAAUGUGAUAAAUGUUUUAGUCAACUAUCUAGUCUCAAAUCACACAUAAGAACUCAUACAGGAGAGAAGCCUUUUUGUUGCCAAGAAUGUGAUAAACAUUUCAGUCGAAUAUCUAAUCUCAAAACACACAUGAGAAGUCACAAAGGAGAGAAGCAUUUUCAUUGUCAAGAAUGUGAUAAAGGUUUCAGUCGAAUAACUAGUCUCAAAUUACACAUAAGAACUCAUACAGGAGAGAAGCCUUUUGUUUGUCAAGAAUGUGAUAAACGUUUUAGUCGAAUAGCUUAUCUCAAAACACACUUGAGAACUCAUACAGGAGAGAAGCCUUUUGUUUGUCAAGAAUGUGAUAAACGUUUUAGUCGAAUAGCUUAUCUUAAAACACACUUGAGAACUCAUACAGGAGAGAAGUUUUUUUGUCAAGAAUGUGAUAAAAGUUUUAGUGAUCCAUCUGGUUUCCGAAGACACGUGAGAAGCCAUACCAGAGAGUAAACCUUUUUCUUGCCAAGAAUGUAAAAAAAAGUUUUUGUCUAGAAUUUAGCUUCAAAAGGGAGGAAGUCUUUUCUUGCAAAAAAAAGUCUGAGUUUAGUCAAAAUUUUAUUUAUUUAUUUUUGUGAUAUAAACAUCCAUUUUUCUAAGACAAAUCUUUAAAGUUUCAUUGUCCAUAAGCCACAACACUCAAAAUGAAUUAUAUUUAGGAUUGGUAUAUUUAUGUUUGUUUAUUGAUUCUUUACUAAAUUAACUUUACUUUUUAUUGAUUGACCAAAAUGUGUAUCUUUUCGACUAAAUUCAUUCUUUUUGGUGUAUUCUACAUAUCAGACGUGAAUCGCGCGAUGAAUUUGCGUACCUCACCCCUUUUUUCAUCAAGCGGUGAAUUCUUUGCUCACCGCCAGUAAAAAAAAAAUGUGUUCCUGACACUUCAGACAAGUGGGAGGAGCUGCCAGCUCUGUCUGUGGAUAUCUGACUUAGAAUGAAUGGAAGACGCAUGAUGUCGAGGAAUAACGUUUAUUUUUUGUGAAGAGUUCAACAAAAACAUGAGUAAUCAUGUCUCCAUGUUUGAGUUAUGAUUAUUAUUAAAACAGCGUCAGCGCUUCCGCAGUGGCGCUCUCUCUCCUGGCGUGUGGAGCGAGCAGGCCCCGCUGGUCUGCAAGGCUGUCCAGCUACAACCAGAGAACCACAAGCGGUGACAGGACAUAAACACUUAUAUUAGAGUAGUAUUCUACCCGCUGAUUGAGUUACUGGUAAAGUCCUGUGACCAAAGCUGAGUUCCUGAUUGGCAGAUGCGAUGCAGUGACCUGUCAAACUUCAGGUAUUUAAGCCACAUUUCCUGCCUGCCGCCCGAUAUGUGCCUCGCCCCUCAAAUUGAGGUGCUGAUAGACCUUUAUGCCAUGCCGGUUGCUCACAUUGCCCCACGGGACUUCAAUUCGCUUCAGAGCACCACUGGACCGUUGAAUAACAUUGGAAAUUACCAGAGUCCCAUUCGGUGUGAAUGCACCAUCACAGUUAAAUCUUCAAUUCUUGAAUUUUUUUUAACAUGUUUGAAGGUGCCAUCACUUUAUGUACCGACAUUGUUCAUGAAAUUUAGUUUUAAAGCAACGAUAAAAACUUUUAAAGCAUUGCUCAGUUGUUUUUUUUAGGAUUCCAUUCGAUUUUUUUGAUGACCAUUUUUUGUUUAAAAAAUUUUGUGUUGACCUUUAUGGUUGUAGUUUAUGCUGAGACAUUCUGUAUGUUUGUAUGAGCAAAUAACCACAUUGUGAAUGAAAUAUUUUCUUUAAAUUGUAGUAAAGAAGAGAUGCAUAGUGAAAGACUGACAUUUCUGUCUUGUGUUGUUGUGAUUCCUGUUUUGUAUCAGAGAUUAGAAGUGUUUCUCUGUUCUUUUUAGUUCUCAGUGUUCUGUCUCAAUCUUUCCUGUGA